Mytilus californianus (California mussel) is the source of this 3840-nucleotide messenger RNA. RefSeq lists its product as uncharacterized. Lineage: Eukaryota; Metazoa; Mollusca; Bivalvia; Mytilida; Mytilidae. The record is from RefSeq and is a predicted model, not a curated record. The transcript is spliced from 5 exons. Bases 287 to 3226 code for a protein of 979 amino acids.
ACUACAUUGGCGUUAUAGCUUUUAUAAUUAACAAUAAUGUAGUUAUGACUAUGAAUUGGACGCCCUUAAUGUCUUUUGUUCUUUAUAAUGUUCAAUUAAUUAGGGUAUAAUUUUCUAUUAUGAGGAAUGAAUUCUAAAGUGAUUCAUUGUUGGAAAGUUGUUUUCCCCUAAAAAGAAAUGUGUUAAUUGGAUGUAAAAAGGUGCAUUGGUCCACUCUUGAAUCUAUUUUCAAAAUAUCAGUUGGGGGAAAAUGAAGAGAUGAUAUACAAAGGAUGAAUAAAGAAGAAUGGGAAGCGCAACAAGUAAACCUAAGCAGCCUAAGUCUGGCGAGACACGUUUGUCUAACCAUCUGUCUACUGAUAUCACUGAACAUAAAUCUGACGAUGCCACUAAUACCACUGAGGAACGUACUGUUUUGGAUGAUUCUUUCGACACUGACAUCACAGUUAAAAACUGUAAUAAAAAUCUUGAACUUUAUAACAGUGCUUCUAAGCCUAUUACUUCUGAGUGUGAAGGAAAAAACUCUAUUUCUUCAAAUAAAUGUACAGAAUUGCAAGACAAAGUAACAGGAAACCAGAAUGACAGAAGAGCAUGUGAAAUUAUUUUCCGAGGACUAAAAGGUCAUUCAGAAAAUGAAUCAGACGCUGAACCGGAAAUACUCUCCUCACAUUCUCAAUUCAGCAAUUCUGCAGAUAUACAAGAAGAUUGCAACGAGAUUUCGAAUGUAGAGGGCAUUGCUAACAUCCCUCCAUUUUCCACUAAAAUGGCAAGAGACCAAUGCACAGAAAACGACCGAACACAAAAUAAUGCGAUAACUGGCAGCGAAAACGAUAAAUUGCAAAAUGAUGUAAUAAAUUUAGAAACAAAAAUUGAAGAUGAACUUCCUCAAACGAAUGACCUAAAUGGUAAUUCCAGUAAAGAAAAAGAAGAAAAACAUGUUUUAAAAUCAAAGUUUGAUGAACAUUUAAUACCAACUGCCUUUGAAAAAUAUAAACCACUUAUACAGAAGGAAUUAUUUUUGCUCCACCCUUCUCCGAAUGUGUUAGAGUCAGCACAAAAUAGCAUCCUGGGAAGAAAAGAUUGUGAUGUUCCUCGAUUUAAUGAUGGAAUGCCACUACCAAUACCAUAUCGCUGGGAUAUAAGUUACGAUGACCAUACCAAUGGAACGAAGAUGUGUUCGAGUAUACCACUUGCCAAUUUCGAAAGCCGUUUGAAACAGGAGGUUACAUCUUACGACAAACUUCGAUUGAUCUUCGAUGUCGUGACGUCAUUCACUUCUAGGGAACAAAUAGAAAUUGAUGCUAAACAUCUUGGUAUACAUAUUAAAGAUGAAGAGACCGAUAUUUAUGUGGAGAUAUUUCAAUAUCUUUGCAGUGUUGUAAGUAUUCCAUGCAUGACGAUUCAUGGAUAUCUAAGAACUAUUCCGAAAGAGAAAAAAGUGGAUUGGUCAGUUGUGAGUCAGUGGCUAGCAGUAUUAUAUGAAAACAAAUGGAUGUUGAUCGACCCUCAUCCAGUAGAUAAGAAAUUGUGGGAGUCUAAAAACUGUAUUAUGAUUGGUUCUUCAUUCAGAAAAAUAAAUACUGUUGAUUUUCUUUUCCGUAAACAAAUGGACAAACAUUUUUUGGUUAAUCCAACUGAAUUUGUUUAUUACUGUUUUCCAAACAAAUCUUAUUGGCAACUUCUAUGGCGACCAGUUAACUACGAAGAAUGGCAAAAUAUGGUUUUCCUUACACCUUUCUUUUAUGAUCUGAAACUGACAUUGAAAACAUCUCACACUUUUCACGUAGAUAUGACAUCAAAUAGUUUGAAAACUUUUAAAAUAUCUUUUCCGUCUAAUAAGAAGAUACAAUUUGCAGCACGAUUUUGCUCUUAUAGCGGUGAUUGUCUUGACACGCCUGAAAAAUCCUGGACGUUUGUUGAUACCGACGUUGACAAAAGCGAAACCGCGGUCAAGUUAAAAACAGCCCAGAAUGGAGUGCUUAAAAUCUAUGCUAUGGAUACAGAAUCCUCUAGUAUAUAUGUAAUGGUAUGCUGCUUUGACAUUUUGGCAUCAUUCGACAACAAAAACAUACCCGAUUGUAAAGAUGUUUGCGGAUUUCCGAGAAAUGUUUUGCGUUUCGAAUGGGGACCUGGGGUUGAUACAAGUAUUUGUGGUCUUGUUCCACUCUCUCACAGAGAUUCAGAAAUAACCACAUCUGAUAGUUCAGUACUUAUCAAGUUCAAACGUACCAAAGAUGACUACAUGUAUGACUUCAGCAUAGACACUACGUCUACUUCCGACGAACCAAUAUCAAGACGUUUUGUUUUCUUCUGGUAUGACACAGAUUCAAUAACAUACAGAAUAAGCAGCCCGUUUAAAGGUCUUGUCCUAUUCAACAUUUUAAAAAAAGAGACAAUUUUACUAUCACAUAAUGCAUCGGUGUGUUCGUAUCUUAUUCAUUUCCUAAAUGAACCAUCAUGUAAUUGCAUGCCACCGCUUGUUGAAGAUGGGAAACUUGGGAUAACAAAAGACGGAAGACGAGAAAGAAUCAGGUUCACAGAUUGUGUAAAUGGAAUUAUCAAAAGCACAUCUUCAGGAGAGGUAACUUUGCGUCUGCAGAAUUAUAGUGGUGGUCAUAUUGAGCCUCGUCUUCAUAUAAUUACGUCAUGUUUUCAUAACAUGAUCCGACAUGUUUUCAUUACAUAUAACGCUUCUUUAAUUAUCAUUCGCAUAAAUCUGCCUAGAAAAGGAGAAUAUUUGUUAUCGUUAUUUUCUGGUGCUGGAGAAACUGAUUCUAAAUGUUUGUAUAAUGGUUUAGUAUCCGUAACUAACCCUUCCUUACGAUGGUCUCCAUAUCCAGAACUAUGCCUUGAUCAUAUCAACAACAUUGGCGUAUUUUCGCCUAAAUCUGGAAUACUGUCAGCCAAAACAGAUAUUUAUUUUUCUAUUGAAAUACCUGAUUCUGUGGACGUUGCUGCAGUAUCAUGUAAAGGAUGGACGCAUCUUGAAGAAACGAGUAAACACGUUUGGGAAGGACUUGUAACAACAGGGUAUGCAGGAACGGAUGUGAGAAUAAUGGCGAGAUUUGAAAUUGGGUCAAAUGAAUUUUUACGACUACUGACUUAUAAGGUAAUAUCAGCUGAGGAAAUAGAAACGAAGACUAAACAUCAACAACUGUUAGUGAAGAAUGCUGGAUAUAUACUGGAAAAUGAUGAAAUGCUGAAGUCGCUGUUAGAUAAAGUUUAAAAGAAAUAUAAAUGUUUAUUGUUGGUGAACGUAUUUGAAAAUUCUGAUAAAUCUUUUAAAAGAGAGGCUAGAGAUAUCAAUUAUAUUGUUAUUGUGUUACCCUAGCUACUAUAUUUCAUUAUGUCAUAAACAUGACACUUACUGCAGCACGUUAAACAUGAUUUAUAAAUUGAAAUAGAAGACCAGGUCUGUGAACUACAUCAAACACCGAACUUGCAUAUUCAGCAGUAACAUUCUUAAGAAUGACCAUUAAAGAAAAAACAAUAUGUAAAGGCAUAUGUCAAUUUACAUGCAAAAUACGAUUAUUGUUGUAUCUGUAUAUUUCUGCCAAUGAAAUGGGUUGUUACAGCUUAAUUUGUUUGUUUAGGAUCGUAUUUCAUAUUUAGAAAAUAUUUACAACACUAAACAAAUUUAGAGAACAAUUACUUCCUUAAAUUAGUGAAAUUAUUCCAUCUUUUAUAAAUAUGACUGUCAGAUGAAGCAAUAUUUAAAUUCAUAUAUAUGUAUGUGUUCUUCAGUCUUGUGUGUUUAUGUUUAAUACCCAAUGUCUAUUGAGACAUUUUGGUAGCAAUCCUAUAAUUUUGAAUUAGAAGCCAAUAAAAUAUUCUUAUUUU